Molecule: messenger RNA, 5384 nt
Organism: Uranotaenia lowii
Lineage: Eukaryota; Metazoa; Arthropoda; Insecta; Diptera; Culicidae
Product: protein spire-like
Exons: 16
Coding region: 1-3273 (1090 amino acids)
Biological process (GO): actin filament network formation; establishment of meiotic spindle localization; intracellular transport
Cellular component (GO): cytoplasmic vesicle membrane; cell cortex
Molecular function (GO): actin binding
Source: RefSeq, a predicted model, not a curated record
AUGAACAACAACGAGGAAAAGGCAUAUAGUUAUCCGCAAGUCAUUCCGAUGUCGUUGCCGUCGUCGGAGGAUGCGGUUCCCAAAAUUGAAGGGCACCGCGCUAGCUCUAAAUACAUCUACAAAGGCAUCUGCGUACCUUCCUCCCAAAAAAAGAUCCUCCUGAAGCUCGGUACCAUCGUUUAUACCGCCCUGGAUUACAACCUUCCAUUGAAUGCGACCUGUCAUAUGUCCCACGAGCUGGAACAACUGAUCGAGUUCAUGACGGCAGAAGACAACGAUGACGAAGGUAUCGAGCACGACUCGGAGGAAUCGAUCACGGACGAGGACGAAGCAAUGGUGGCCGAUCACGAACAGAACGACGAUGACGACGACUUGGAUCCGAACAUCCAAGACUCGGACGAUGGCCACGUCGAGCUAGACGAGCUAGCUUCGGAUGAGUUAGACAAAGCGGUGGAGGAUCGACUUCGGGAUUCGGAAGUCCGAUUACGACGACACACCAAUCACAAUCGGUCCCGCUUCGCAAACUUUCAUCAAACCCAUCUGAACGGUCUGAAUUCCUACCACCAUCGCCAUGGUUGUAAAAACCUGCUGAACAAUCACCGACAAUGCAAUGGGGAUAGUGGCGGAUGUGGGAUUGGCAGGCGAGGGAGUGGACCUGGCGAGGAUAAUCUCUGUCCCAGCAGUAGGAGUAGCAAGAAAAAAUCUCAUCGUAAAACCAAAGAACUGGAUCGGGUGCUUUCGUUCUGCACCUCCCGCGUGUCCCACCCGAAGCCGGAAGAUCACUAUCGGGCCGUGUGCCGAGCCCUCGCUGCCGAAACCCUGGAGCUACGAACCUUCCUUCGGCGGGUGUACGAAGGCGAUGCCGAAGUGCUGCGACUCAAAGCGCAGGCCGAAACUUCCGGCAAGGAGCUGGAAAAGAUCCACUUUAACGACUGGCUGGACGAAUCCAUGAUUUGGCAAGCGAUACAAGCUCGAUUUUGGAUGCAAGUGGUCGAGGAGCUGCGAGAGGGCGUGCGGUUGAAAAAGAUCAACUAUUCCCGGACCCCGAUCGAGUACGAGCUGACGCCGUACGAAAUUCUGAUGGAGGAUAUCCGGUGCAGAAAGUACAAUCUUCGCAAGGUGAUGGUGAACGGUGACAUACCGCCGCGGGUGAAAAAAGAUGCCCACGCCGUCAUUUUGGAGUUCAUUCGAUCAAGGCCGCCCCUGCGGAAGGCUUCGGAACGGAAGCUCGCACCUCAACCCUUGAGACGGGUGACCUGUCCCCGGGAGCAACUGCUCGAUUCCAUCCGAAAAGGACGAGUACUCAAGCCGGUGCAUUCGAAGCUGAAAUCAAGACUUUUACCAAGCACCCAACUAGAUAGUGAUAGGAAAUUAUGUGAUGAGGUGGGAACCAGCAGCAGUGGACCAGCUUCCAGCAGUAGUAUCGGCAGCGGCAGCACCAGUUCGGGGCCGGCAUCCAUGACACCCAGAUCGUCGGCUGCCACCAACAUAUCCGGCUCGAUGGCGGCCACCGGAACCAGUGGCAUGGCUUCGUCGCUGAAUGCGAGAUCUUCCAGCUCCCUGAUGUACUCCAACUCGCCCCGCAACACUCUAAGACUGAUACCGGUGGACUUUUCACUGUUUGAGGAUGACGAUUUUAUCAUCGACACGGCACCGAACGGCGAUACCACGAUGACAAUGACGAACGGCGGUGGCGGCAGUUCCGGUUCAUGGGGAGCGAACGGAACCUCCGGUUCCGGUGUAGGACGAUACGCAACCCUCGCGACGGUCGGCAAGCGCAAUAGCGGCGCUUCGGGAACUGGCAGCAUCAACAAUGAAAACAACCAAAACAAUAUCAACACCGUACUAAAGCGUACAAAAAACAUCAUAACACACGACGAGUACCAUAGGUUCUGUGAUAAAGCACUAGAAACAUACGACCUGGCAACACAGUGCGAAUCGCGUAGGGCUUCAAUGCGACGGCAUACCAUAAUAGGUUGCAACCAGAAUUACAAACUUGACCAUCUGAACAGUCACUCGAUGCCACCGUCGAGACCUUCCUCCCGACAAUCGGAUCACAAUAGCCAAAGUCAGCAGACGCAGUCUCAACAACAACAACAUCAGAACCAACAGCAACAGCCAAAUCCGGCCAGUGUUGCCAGCACCAACGGAAGUACAAGCCGGCUGACAGCAGUGGGACCCGGGGAUUUGGUCGGCGGAAGUAAUCUUUCCUCGCUGGAUACCUGGACUAAAAAUUCGCUAGACGAGCACCAGUGGAAGAACACUUUCAACCUGAACGAUCGACUCUCGCUAACGUUGGAGGAGAUUGUCCAUAUUCGCUCGGUCAUGACCAAAGCCGAACUGGAGGGACUUCCGGUUGACAUCCACAUCAAGGAGGAUGUCGAAAAGCGGAAGGUGUGCUUCCUGUGUUUACGGACUCGUUUCACACUGUUUGCGAGAGGAAUUCUGUGCAAACUCUGCCAACGGACAGUUUGUAAUAAAUGUAACCAAAAGAUGCGAAUACCGACCGAACAUUUCCGUAAUGUUCCGGUGGUGCUCCUGUCCCCAUCGUUGAUGAGCAGCCCAUGCACCUCGAAUACUCCCUCACCAAGCCAUCAUGCGGCACACCACGGUUCCGGACCGCACAGCAUGAUGGACGAAUCGUUUCCACGAUCGCUAAUGGAGCGGCUUCUACGACCCGAGUUAGACCGAAAGACUCGCAACACCGUCGGAAGUGCCCCGUCGUCACCAAAGAAUCAACGCUCGGCGUCCAGCACCCCGGGCACCAGCCUGCAGGGUGAGCCCCUGUCACUUCCGAUGGCAUCGCAGCCGCAUUCCGCGAUCGUGGCUGCUGCCGCCAACGGUGCCAAAGAAUACAACAGUAGCAAUAGCAACGGAGCAGUGUCCAGUAAUGGGGGUCCAAAGAGUGGUCCGAACUCCAUCAUGUCCCGCAGCAUGGAGGGUCCGCACAGUUUACCGCCGGCCAGUCCGGCACGGCCUCACUCGAACAGUAGUACACUGGAUCGGAGUGCUUCCAGGAACCGAUUCGCCAAAGCGUUCACCCUGUCAGCGGCCGCAGCAGCCGGUGGUGGAUCCGGAAGUGGCCCAGUCAGCGGAACCAGCGGCUUCGAUCCGCAGAAGGAACGACUUACCGGGGAGCUGAUGGCCGUGUGCAACGACUGCCGAUCGCUGGUGCUCGAAAUCAUCCGGUCCUCGCGGCAAACGCGAUCCUCGGCCCAAAACCAGGCACUCCGGAAUUUGACCCUGGAUCUGUCCCCGGUGUACAAGCGCUAGAUUAGUCUUCUUCCCUCAUCCAUCCCCAACUAGAGAGCAACAGCCCCAAUGUCACAAAACGCUCUGUACAGGAACAGUUGUUUCCAGGGUUUGUGCGUGUUAUAGUAUCCUGAUUUUUUUUCUUGGAUCUAUGGAUUUUGGAAAUAUGAGGUAACAUCUAUUGUUUUAACGAGAAUUAUCCAAAGCAAAACAGAGUGCACUGAAACAUUUGUUAAAUGCUCUGGAAUCAGAGUGUGAAAAAUGAGUGAAAAAUCAAAUUUGACUUCACUAGGAAAUUGUAAAAAGUACCAUAUUGAAUUGUAAUUAUUAUUCUUGUAGUUAAGUUGGAUCUAUACAUUCAUUCUUUGGCAGCAGUUUUACAGAGCUGCUAGAGAUCUUUUUAGGAAGUUCUUUUCAUUUGUACUGUUUUGAUAGAUUGAAAUCGAGAAUUCGCUAACAUCGAAUGCUGGAAGUCUGUUCGAGAUUUCAUCAGCGGCGUUAAAAAAGAGUCUCACGAAAAGAAUAUCUGCUAUUCUGUAUCGAGAAAGUUUUAAGCUCAAAAUUGGAUUCGAAAUUGUUUGAAGUUUAUUCUUAAUUUUAUGCCUGUUUCUUGAAUUUGAUUUUUCACUGUCGCACAAAUCUCGCGCGGUUUAGUGUAGGCUCCAGUUCAAAAACGAUCCGAUAAGGUUGUUGAACCACGAAGUUCGCCCAUCUAUGUAUGUAAACUGAACAGAAAACAAUAAGCAUUAUGUUCACAUACCAAAUAACUCAUAAGAAAAUUCUCUUACUAAACAUCCAAUGGUAAACGCUUAUUAGCAGAUCAGAAGAAGAAAGUAACACAAAAAGCACCUUAUCGAAAAAAGAAUUUUAGUCAAAAGGUUUGUUGUUUGUUGUUGGUUGAACUUUAUAGGGAAGAAGGUUAUCUGGCAUGUGAAACUGGAUCUUUCGAAGGUAUAUGAAAUAAAACACUUUAACCAAAUUAGUAAUAACCGUGACUUGUUGAGAAGAAGGAAGAAAUAGAUAUCUAGACAAACAAAUGCAUUCACCUGAUCGAUAACUGUACACACGUUUCGCUUAUUGGAUGCUUUACUUGGCACUUUUUAAUCAAACUCCUUCAUCGAUUAGUUAAAAGCCAUAAGAGUUAAAUUUUCAAGUGAUUAGCACAUUUUUAUCUAUAAAGUUUCCAGGACAUCUCCAGUUUAGUAUACUCAAAAACCUAACAUAAAAAAUGUCUCAAGCUAUCAAAAUUCAAAGUUAUUUCCAGUUUGAUAGAUUUUUUGUAGAAAUGCACAUUUAGGAAAAAAAUAAAAGUGUUUUAUUUCCUCGGAGGCAUCGACCUCAAAUCGACUGAUAGAUACCUUUUUGGUUUUCGGAAUGAGAUAAUCAUUUUUAAAUGAUGAAAUUGACCAUGUAAAAUCAUAUCCAUCUACCAAGACCCCCUUUCUCUCAAGAGAAUAAUCAUUUUUGAAGAAAAAAUCUAUAUCUGUAGAGUGCUAAGUUUCCCGGUAAAGUUCUACAGUAAGAAAUUGUUUGUACUCCAAUUCCAAUCAUCCGACAAUAUUCAUAACCUGAACCGAACAUACACCCAAACGAUACUCAUACAAUUAAGAAAGGCAAGCAGGCGUAAUGUGGAACAAUAGUAUACUAGACAUUUGGGUUUUCAACUAUUCAAUCUUAACAGAGCCCUUUAUUUUCACCAAGAGAAAACAACAGCAAUCUUUUAAGUUUUAGCUUUAGAUUCCCACCUCGAAAACGGAAAUCAACAAUUAUUUUCCUGUUGUGCUGCAGUCAAUCUUUUACUACAACAACUCAUUCACACAAAUCGAACCGAGGCAGACAACUUCAGCUGAACGAUUGUGAGAAUGAAACACACAAAUAUUAGUUCUAUUAAUAUUUACCUACCUACUGUAGCGAGUUAAAUUUAGCCAAUUUAGCGCACCGAAAAUAAACACUAACAAAAAACAAUCCUAAGCCCCCUAAUAAAUCGUGAGUAACUGUAUUGAUGAAAAUUUAAGAAAAAAAAACUUAAACCCUAUAGUUUACCUCCAUGAAGAAACUCAUUUGUGUAAAUUUGCAGUUUUAAAACAUAGAUUAAUAUAUAUCAAAGAGCUGUUAAAUUGAUUAAAUUAUCA